AAGAAAGAGGAAAAGAAGCGUUCUGGAGGUGGCACUUUCAUCAUUUCCAGUUCGAUCGGUUCAGCGGCUCGUUGGUCCGUUUACCGUUGGAGAUUGUAACUACCUGUAAAAGGCUAAAAAGAUGGCUGUUAGUGUCACGCCGAUUCGGGACACAAAAUGGCUAACGCUGGAGGUGUGUAGGGAGUUCCAAAGGGGGACUUGCUCACGACCAGACACGGAAUGUAAAUUUGCACACCCAUCGAAAAGCUGCCAAGUCGAAAACGGACGUGUAAUCGCCUGCUUUGAUUCAUUGAAAGGUCGCUGCUCAAGGGAAAACUGCAAAUACCUUCACCCUCCCCCACACUUAAAAACCCAGCUGGAGAUCAAUGGCCGCAAUAACCUGAUCCAGCAGAAGAACAUGGCCAUGCUGGCCCAGCAGAUGCAGCUUGCCAAUGCCAUGAUGCCUGGUGCCCCCCUGCAGCCUGUGCCGAUGUUCUCGGUCGCUCCCAGCCUCGCCGCCACCAACGCCUCAGCCGCCUUCAACCCCUACCUGGGGCCGGUGUCCCCGGGCCUGGUGCCGGCGGAGAUCCUGCCCACGGCGCCCAUGCUGGUGACAGGGAACCCCGGCGUGCCCGUGCCCGCCGCCGCCGCCGCCCAGAAGCUGAUGAGGACGGACCGGCUGGAGGUGUGUCGAGAGUACCAGCGUGGCAACUGCAACCGGGGGGAGAACGACUGCCGCUUCGCCCACCCCGCCGACAGCGCCAUGAUCGACACCAACGACAACACCGUCACCGUCUGCAUGGAUUACAUCAAGGGGAGGUGCUCCCGGGAAAAGUGCAAAUACUUCCACCCUCCUGCCCACCUGCAAGCCAAGAUCAAGGCUGCCCAGUACCAGGUUAACCAGGCUGCAGCUGCCCAGGCAGCAGCGACUGCAGCUGCCAUGACUCAGUCGGCUGUCAAAUCACUGAAGCGACCCCUCGAGGCAACCUUUGACCUGGGAAUUCCUCAAGCUGUACUCCCCCCAUUACCAAAGAGGCCUGCGCUUGAAAAAACCAAUGGUGCCACCGCAGUCUUUAACACUGGUAUUUUCCAGUACCAGCAAGCUCUUGCCAACAUGCAGUUACAGCAGCAUACAGCCUUCCUCCCACCAGGCUCAAUAUUGUGCAUGACACCCGCUACAAGUGUUGUUCCCAUGGUGCACGGUGCUACGCCCGCCACUGUGUCUGCAGCAACAACAUCUGCCACAAGUGUUCCCUUCGCUGCAACAGCCACAGCCAACCAGAUACCCAUAAUAUCUGCCGAACAUCUGACUAGCCACAAGUAUGUUACACAGAUGUAGACAUUCUGACAUCAAACAAUCAUGAAUGAAGAGCAAAGGAACAGUGUGUUUGGGGUGGGGAAGAGGAGGAGCUCAUCAGCCAUAGUGUAUAUAUACAGCCAGCCACCCCCAGCCUCCCUCAGCAGUAAGCCCUCCACACCUUGCAUGUUAAAGCGGGGCCGAGCCCGGAGCGUGGCGGAUCCACCACACACUGUUGCCUAUCUUGACUUUGUACAUUGAAUUGAUAUCUUUGUGCUGAGGUGAUUUUGAUUUCUUAAUUCUUAGUCUGAGGAGUACAGCCUCGUCUCUCUUUUCUAGCAGCAGGGAAGGGGUGGAGG
Dryobates pubescens (Downy woodpecker) is the source of this 1635-nucleotide messenger RNA. It is a transcript of the gene MBNL1, whose product is annotated as muscleblind like splicing regulator 1. NCBI's taxonomy places the organism in Eukaryota, Metazoa, Chordata, Aves, Piciformes, Picidae. Bases 122 to 1318 code for a protein of 398 amino acids. Gene Ontology annotation, molecular function: metal ion binding. The transcript is spliced from 10 exons. The record is from RefSeq and is a predicted model, not a curated record.